UGAAAUACAUACAAUGGCAAACUAUUACGUUCCAACCGAGGCGCGUGAAAAAGCGUCUUCGAAUAUACGAUAUACGCCACGUAUACUGGGCAGAAGGUUUGCGCUAACAUCAACUUCCUACAAAUGGAUUGAUGUAGCGAUCAACGUGGGAUCUGUUUCCUGCUCCGUGGAGAUAUCGCUCGGCGAUACACGCGGCAACCGGAUUGUCCUACCAUACAGAACGUGGAGAGCUCUGUUAGAUAAACGUGCGGAUUUCGAGCGAUUCGUCCAGUCAACCGAAGCACCAUCGUUACCGAUUCAUGACCUUACCGUGCAACUCGUGAAAUUGCGUGAUGAAAGUAUUGUUAAGUUAUCUUUACUCGAUGCAUGUAUUUACCUCAAGCCUACAACCAUGCUAUUCAUGUUUGAAUUAGAGCACUGUGUGGAGCACAAUCCCAAUAGUACGUAG
Solenopsis invicta (red fire ant) is the source of this 448-nucleotide messenger RNA. RefSeq lists its product as uncharacterized. Lineage: Eukaryota; Metazoa; Arthropoda; Insecta; Hymenoptera; Formicidae. Bases 14 to 448 code for a protein of 144 amino acids. The record is from RefSeq and is a predicted model, not a curated record. The transcript has 3 exons.